CUGUGGGGACAAUUUCAAUUUCCAUGCUUUGUCCAAAAGGAACUUUCUCCUGCCUGAGCCUGGAUUAAUCAUGAGAGAGUUGGUCAACAUUCCACUGGUCCAUAUUCUGACGCUGAUUGCCUUCAGCAGGACCGAGAAACUUCCAAAAGCUCCUGUUAUCACCACACCCCUUGAAACAGUAGACGCCUUAGUGGAAGAGGUGGCUACUUUCAUGUGUGCCGUGGAAUCCUAUCCGCAGCCUGAGAUUUCCUGGACUAGAAAUAAAAUUCUUAUUAAGCUCUUUGAUACUCGGUACAGCAUUCGGGAGAACGGGCAGCUCCUCACCAUCCUGAGUGUGGAAGACAGUGACGACGGCAUUUACUGCUGCACAGCCAACAAUGGUGUGGGAGGGGCUGUCGAGAGCUGCGCGGCUCUUCAAGUGAAGAUGAAACCAAAAAUAACUCGUCCUCCCAUAAAUGUAAAAAUAACAGAGGGAUUAAAGGCAGUUCUACCAUGUACGACCAUGGGCAAUCCCAAACCAUCAGUAUCGUGGAUCAAGGGAGACACUGCUCUCAGGGAAAAUGCCCGCAUUGCGGUUCUGGAAUCCGGGAGUUUGAGGAUCCACAAUGUACAAAAAGAAGAUGCGGGACAUUAUCGAUGUGUGGCAAAAAACAGCCUUGGGACGGCAUAUUCCAAACUGGUGAAACUGGAAGUUGAAGAAGAAAGUGAACCUGAGCAAGAUGCUAAAGUUUUUGCCAGAAUCCUGAGGUCUCCUGAGUCCCACAAUGCCACGUUUGGCUCCUUUGUGACCCUGCGCUGUACAGCAACAGGCAUCCCUGUUCCAACCAUCACCUGGAUUGAAAAUGGCAAUGCUGUUUCCUCUGGCUCCAUUCAGGAGAGUGUGAAAGACCGGGUGAUUGACUCAAGAUUGCAGCUGUUUGUCACCAAGCCGGGACUCUACACGUGCAUAGCUACCAAUAAGCAUGGAGAGAAAUUCAGCACUGCGAAGGCUGCGGCUACCAUCAGUAUAGCAGAGUGGAGUAAACCGCAGAAAGAUAACAAAGGUUACUGCGCCCAGUACCGAGGGGAGGUGUGCAACAGCAUCCUAGCCAAAGAUGCUGUUGUCUUCUUCAACACCUCCUACGCGGACCCUGAGGAGGCCCAAGAGCUGCUGGUUCACACUGGCUGGAAUGAGCUGAAAGCAGUGAGCCCGUUCUGCAGGCGAGCUGCCGAGGCUCUCUUGUGCAGCCACAUCUUCCGAGGCUGCAACCCCGGAAUGGCACCGACUCCUAAGCCCAUUUGCAGAGAGUACUGCCUGGCCGUGAAGGAGCUCUUCUGUGCGGAAGAAUGGCUGGCAAUCGAAGCAAAGACCCACAGAGGACUCCACAGACCCGGGAGGCAUCUGCUCUCCUGGCCAGAAUGCAGCAAGCUUCCCAGCAUGCACUGGGACCCCAUGGCCUGUACUCGACUGCCAUAUUUAGCAUUCCCACCAAUGAUGUCCUCAAAGCCAAGUGUGGACAUUCCAAACUUGCCUUCCUCCUCCUCCUCCUCCUUCUCGGCCUCACCCACAUACUCCAUGACCGUCAUCAUUUCUAUCAUGUCCAGCUUUGCAAUAUUUGUGCUUCUCACCAUAACUAUUCUGUACUGCUGCCGAAGACGAAAACAAUGGAAAAGUAAGAAAAGAGAAUCAGCAGCUGUAACCCUCACCACUCUUCCUUCUGAGCUUUUGCUGGACAGGCUACACCCCAACCCCAUGUACCAGAGGAUGCCACUCCUUCUGAACCCCAAGUUGCUCAGCCUGGAAUAUCCCAGGAAUAACAUUGAGUAUGUGAGAGAUAUUGGAGAGGGGGCAUUUGGAAGGGUCUUUCAAGCAAGGGCGCCAGGCUUACUCCCCUACGAACCCUACACAAUGGUGGCCGUAAAGAUGCUCAAAGAAGAAGCCUCGGCGGACAUGCAAGCUGACUUUCAGAGAGAGGCAGCCCUCAUGGCGGAAUUUGAUAACCCGAACAUCGUGAAACUCUUGGGUGUGUGCGCUGUCGGCAAGCCCAUGUGCCUCCUCUUUGAAUACAUGGCCUAUGGCGACCUCAACGAAUUCCUGCGCAGCAUGGCUCCGCACAACGCGGGCACCCGGAGCCACGGCGACGACGUGGCGCGGGUGCGGGUGUCCAGUCCGGGACCCCCGCCGCUCUCCUGCGCCGAGCAGCUGUGCAUCGCCAGGCAGGUGGCCGCCGGCAUGGCUUACCUGUCGGAGCGCAAGUUUGUGCACCGCGAUUUGGCCACCAGGAACUGCCUGGUGGCCGAGAGCAUGGUGGUGAAGAUCGCCGACUUCGGCCUCUCCAGGAACAUCUACUCGGCCGACUACUACAAGGCCAAUGAAAAUGACGCCAUCCCCAUCCGCUGGAUGCCCCCCGAGUCCAUUUUCUACAACCGCUACACCACCGAGUCGGACGUGUGGGCCUACGGGGUGGUGCUGUGGGAGAUCUUCUCCUACGGCCUGCAGCCCUACUACGGCAUGGCCCACGAGGAGGUCAUCUACUACGUGCGGGAUGGCCACAUCCUCGCCUGCCCCGAGCGCUGCCCGCGGGACCUGUACAACCUGAUGCGCCUGUGCUGGAGCCCGCUGCCAGCCGACCGGCCCAGCUUCCCCAGCAUCCACCGGAUUCUGGAGCGCAUGUGCCAGAGGGCGGCAGCAACCGUGGGGGUCUGA
Echinops telfairi (small Madagascar hedgehog) is the source of this 2686-nucleotide messenger RNA. It is a transcript of the gene MUSK, whose product is annotated as muscle associated receptor tyrosine kinase. The transcript is spliced from 15 exons. Gene Ontology annotation, cellular component: signaling receptor complex. Gene Ontology annotation, molecular function: protein binding; transmembrane receptor protein tyrosine kinase activity; ATP binding. Bases 71 to 2686 code for a protein of 871 amino acids. The record is from RefSeq and is a predicted model, not a curated record. Gene Ontology annotation, biological process: cell surface receptor protein tyrosine kinase signaling pathway; protein phosphorylation; positive regulation of kinase activity. NCBI's taxonomy places the organism in Eukaryota, Metazoa, Chordata, Mammalia, Afrosoricida, Tenrecidae.